AUGAGGAAACGGCUGCUGUAUGCACACAUGAACACACAGGUGUGCGGCAAGUCGUUCAACUCGCGGGACAACCGCAACACGCACCGCUUCGUGCACAGCGACAAGAAGCCGUACGAGUGUCUGGUCUGCGGAGCUGGCUACAUGAGGAAACGGCUGCUGUAUGCACACAUGAACACACAGGGCCACCUCGCGGAGUCUAUAGUGGUGAAUCAGCCGCGCGUCACCAUACAGCGGGUCUCGGACGGCGCGCCGGGAGACAACGUUUACGAGUCGACGGAAGAAUUAGAAUUGGAAAGUGAAGAAACGGCGGAAGCUAGUGGAAGCCACAACGCGGUGUACAUAGGCGAUAAGAAAUACAAAUACGUCCUCCAGGAAGGGAAGACUUCGCUCAACCUGGUGCGGGAUACUGACGACAUUCUUACUUAUAAUUUGGAGGGAGCUCUGAAGUCUGAAUCGAAUUUCCUCGAGGCUGUUACAGCUGAGCAAUUGGGAGACGAAUCACCGGUAAAUAUAAUAAUUAUGUUCUCUAACAACUUGUCACUGGCGGACGCAGGCGGCUGCGUGCGAGUGGUACAAGUCACUCUCCCCGACGGCAACAGCGGGUGGGUCGCCGUCAACCCGUGA
Cydia amplana is the source of this 624-nucleotide messenger RNA. Its product is annotated as zinc finger protein 691-like. Gene Ontology annotation, molecular function: DNA-binding transcription factor activity, RNA polymerase II-specific. Gene Ontology annotation, biological process: regulation of transcription by RNA polymerase II. Bases 1 to 624 code for a protein of 207 amino acids. Gene Ontology annotation, cellular component: nucleus. The record is from RefSeq and is a predicted model, not a curated record. Lineage: Eukaryota; Metazoa; Arthropoda; Insecta; Lepidoptera; Tortricidae. The transcript has 7 exons.